This is a messenger RNA of Aplosporella prunicola CBS 121167, 1206 nucleotides long. RefSeq lists its product as uncharacterized. The transcript is spliced from 2 exons. Gene Ontology annotation, molecular function: histone deacetylase activity, NAD-dependent; NAD+ binding. The coding region runs from base 1 to 1206 and encodes 401 amino acids. The record is from RefSeq and is a predicted model, not a curated record. Lineage: Eukaryota; Fungi; Ascomycota; Dothideomycetes; Botryosphaeriales; Aplosporellaceae.
AUGGGUCAGGAAGAAAGCUCCAUUGUCGACGAAACCAAGGCUCCAGAGGUGCUUGAGAGCAGGACGCUCAAGGGGCUUGCAAAGUACAUCAAGGAUGGAAAAGCCAAGAAGAUAGUCGUCAUGACGGGCGCGGGAAUCAGUACUUCAGCUGGCAUACCCGACUUCCGGAGCCCAGACACCGGUCUUUACGCGAACCUAGCCCGCCUGAACCUUCCGUACGCCGAAGCUGUCUUCGACAUCUCGUAUUUCCGCCAGAACCCGCUUCCCUUCUACACGCUUGCGCAAGAGCUGUACCCGGGCAAAUACCGGCCGACCAUCACACACUCAUUCAUCCGUUUGCUGCAUGAUAAGGGCAUCCUGCUCAAGCUCUUCACCCAGAACAUUGACUGCUUGGAGCGAGAGGCGGGUGUGCCGGGCGACAAGAUCGUUGAGGCCCACGGUAGCUUCGCGCAACAGAGCUGCAUCGACUGCCACGCCCAGUUUCCCGACGAUGAGAUGAAGGUGGCCAUCCAGAAGAAGGAUGUGCCAAAAUGCAAGGAUUGUAGCGGCCUCGUGAAGCCGGAAAUCGUCUUUUUCGGUGAACAACUUCCCGCUGCGUUCUUCGACAACAGGGACCUACCAGGCGAGGCUGAUCUGGCUAUUGUGAUGGGUACGAGUCUGACCGUCCAGCCGUUCGCGAGCCUUCCGAGUUUUGUUAGCCACAGUGUUCCGCGACUGCUCAUCAACCAGGAACAAGUCGGCAGCCUCGGCGCCCGUGGCGACGACGUGCUGUUGCUAGGAGACUGCGAUGAUGGUGUCCGGAAGUUGGCCGAGGCUUGCGGUUGGCUCGAAGAAUUGGAAGAACUCUGGGCUCAAACAGCGCCCAAAGUCGCCUCAGAGCUUGGCCGUGAACCUCCGAAGACGAAGGAUGAGUCACUCGACGCCGAGGUAGAUAAGUUGAGCCGUGAGGUCGAGCAGACACUCAAGCUUUCCCAAGACUGGGUCCAAGGACAUGACGGUAAACCCAAGGCCGAGUCUGUAAAGACAGAGCUUGGAAGGACGUCGAAUAUGGGCAACGUCACGGAUAAGGGCGAGAGCAAAGCUGACACGCCAGGAGACAUCCCGGAAGACCAGCAGCCGAAGGUGCCUGAAGGAAGUUCGGGCAAUAACGGACUGGCACACGUCUUCCCACACAUAGCGAAGAAGCCGUCCAAGCCAUUGCUGUGA